CACGCUGGCAGGCAUCUUGUCUGAAAUCUCUUGGAUCAAAUCAUUCUUGAAUGCUAAGCAGCGCACAGUCUGUUGUUUUGUUGUCCAUGUUGCUAAGCGACCAUCAGCAAGUCAAAGGCUGAGAGAAAAGACAAAUCCCGAAAGAGAAUGAGACGUGGUGGAGGGCAGGAAAUUGUGAGUUUUUAACAACGAAUCUCUGGUGCUUCUGUGGACCAAGGUUCAGUGUUUGUGAAGGCAAAAUGUGGGACACGAGGUCUCUCGAGAAGAUGGUGAACAGGACGACUCUGAGCACACAGAGAGUGCUCCACACACACAUUCUGGAACUAGGAGAACAGUUGUGUCCGUGGUCAUUUCCCAAGGCUAGAACGGACAACCACCUAAAAUUGGCUCCAAACAUGGUAAAUUCACGACCUGCGAUUGGACAGGAACAGCCGGACGCCCCCGUCGUGGAGGAAUUUAAGCAGUUGGCAGAGGAUGAGAAACGUGCUGCCCUUAAACUCCAAGAGGAGAGACUGCAGGCCCGGUUUCGGGAGGCCCUGCGAGCGAGGGACAAGCUGGAGGCUGAAAUGAGGCGAGAGCUUCAGGUCGAGCUUCAGGCCCAGUUCAGAGCUCGUUGUGAAGGCCUGAAGGCUCAGAUGGAGGAAGAGAAGGUCCAGGCCGUAGGGGAAGCCUGUAGGAAGCUGCGAGAACAGCUGAACAAAGAGGCAGAGGAGACCAGAGAGGCAAUAAUACAAACCGUACGAGAAGAGACUCAGGAGUGUGUGAGGAGGUGUGUUCAGGACGCCGAGAGAAGUGUUCGUGAGGAGUGUGACAUGAAAGCAGAAAGAGAGAAACGGGUCUACCAGGACAGACAUGAACAAGAGAUAUCUGAGCUACAAAACAGGCUCCAGCAGCUGCGAGACAGUCUGGAGCAGGCCUGCAGGGAGAGCAUUCAGUAUGAAGCUGAGUUUAAGAAGGUGCAGGCGAGCUACAUGCGGUUCGUGGACCUGACCGACUCCUCCCUCCACUCGGAUUACCUGCUAAAACCCCGCAGACUGGGGAGAGAGCCAGGACUCGUGGACACUGCGACACAGACCGAUGAGAUCCCCCCUCCACUGUGAUCUUCUCACAGUGUCUGUCUGGGGAUUUAACAGUGUCCUGCAG
Rhinichthys klamathensis goyatoka is the source of this 1143-nucleotide messenger RNA. RefSeq lists its product as uncharacterized. NCBI's taxonomy places the organism in Eukaryota, Metazoa, Chordata, Actinopteri, Cypriniformes, Leuciscidae. Bases 240 to 1100 code for a protein of 286 amino acids. The record is from RefSeq and is a predicted model, not a curated record. The transcript has 6 exons.